Molecule: messenger RNA, 261 nt
Organism: Knipowitschia caucasica
Lineage: Eukaryota; Metazoa; Chordata; Actinopteri; Gobiiformes; Gobiidae
Source: the annotation of a GenBank genome assembly
AUGGAUAACAGAGCGCGGAUACGGAUCGCAGACGUGCAGGUGCAGGUCUCCCAGAACACAGAGGCUCUUCAAGGCGCACAGAUAGAGAAGAGCGAUCUGACCCGACAGAUUCAGACGCUGGAGAUCGAACUGGCAUCGCAACAGAGUCUGGAGGAACUCACGCAGCUGCGAGCAAACAUCCAGCAGCAGACGCAGGAGUAUCAGGCCCUGCUCAACAUCAGAGUCAAACUGGAGGCCGAGAUCGCUAUGAACUACUGCUGA